AUGACUUGUUCCGGCGUGGAGGAGAAAAAGGUCGUUGGCGGCGGCAACACCAUGUUGAUAGGGAAGAGAUGCGACGUCGGCCGCCACGACGAUGAAGUACUGGUGCCGAGUAAUCAUCAGAUAGUCCAUAACCAAGUGGAGAAAAUAAAACAAGAAUCACAAAAUGAUGACGUGGAGUACUGGUCACCGCGGCGGCAUCAGCAGCAGAAGAGAAGAAGCGUUGUUGCUCCGGCGGAGGCGCCACCCAUUUCGACAAGGCAACAACAUUACUCUCGGUCAAGACUCGGAAGCAGCCAUUAUGCCAUCAAUAAAAUAAGGUAA
Molecule: messenger RNA, 321 nt
Organism: Oldenlandia corymbosa var. corymbosa
Lineage: Eukaryota; Viridiplantae; Streptophyta; Magnoliopsida; Gentianales; Rubiaceae
Source: the annotation of a GenBank genome assembly